Messenger RNA from Mesorhabditis spiculigera, 486 nucleotides. The record is from the annotation of a GenBank genome assembly. NCBI's taxonomy places the organism in Eukaryota, Metazoa, Nematoda, Chromadorea, Rhabditida, Rhabditidae.
AUGCGGAGAGCAGAAAUCACGGCAAAUUCUACAAAAGUUCACAAUUCACUGAUCUCAAAGGCGCUAGGCAUCGAGUGGAAAACUAUGAGCGAUGACCAGAAGCUACCAUAUGUGCAAAAGGCAAAAGAAUUGCGGGAUGAAUUGUUCAAGGAGCAUCCAAAUUAUGUUUACCGGCCACGGAAGAGGAAGAGGACUUGUAAUGAACUGGAGAAGCCGAAGAGUAAUGCCAGCCUCAGUUCCGUUGAACAUAGUCCUGUUGAAAAGGCGAGCCCGAUCAGCUUAAGCGGGAAAUCAGAUGUGGAUAUGAUGACGAGUGGUCCAUUGUCUCCAGCUCUUCUUUUAUACCCGGGCAUUCUCGGCCAAUUAGGCCAACUUCCAGCCCCUUCAUUAGCAAUUCCCCAUCUCCUUCCUGCCCUUUCAUCAAAUCCCCUCUUUCUUAAUCAACUUAUCUACGCACAAAUGAUUGCCGCUUCCCUUCAACAGCUU